Molecule: messenger RNA, 1991 nt
Organism: Trachymyrmex cornetzi
Lineage: Eukaryota; Metazoa; Arthropoda; Insecta; Hymenoptera; Formicidae
Exons: 3
Coding region: 337-672 (111 amino acids)
Source: RefSeq, a predicted model, not a curated record
UAAACAUUCCGAGAUUAUUACGAGUAUAUAAAUUUGUAAAUUUUUUACAGACACUCAUUAAAUGAUAGCAAUCACAUUACUAUGCGCCAUAGUUAACAAUAGUUUAUACACAGACAUCGAUCGUUUUUAAAUGUAUCGAAGAACAUUGCGUUACGCCAGUUACGCGUUACCGUGGAAACCAGUGAAUAUCGGAACGCACCCCUAUACUCUAGUAUUAAUAAACAUACAUUUUUCUUCUUUUUUCUGUUCCUCAAAAUAAUAUAAAAUCAAUUCUAAAAACAUUAAUUGUUAUCGACAAUUGUACUCGCAUAUAGUGGACCGCAACGAUUUUGUGAAAUGGCAAGGAGCAGCAAUAUUGAUAUUGGAAGUGUUUUUGAUGAAUACCUGCUAAAAGAACAGCAAUUUGAACGAGAAAUAGAAGAGCGCAAUAAAUUACGUCGCGAGAUUCGCAACAGGAAUAUUUUCAAAAUUUCUGACUCAUCGCCAACAAAUCUGCCUUUAAAUUUGGAAAAAUCUCAUAUUCGUAAUCAGGCUCUGCUAAAGGAUUUGGAGAUGUCUAGAGCACGUUUGAGAACUUACGCUUCUUACACGCCUACAGAUGCAGAAUUGCAGCAGAUUUCGUUGGCCUAUCGAAGUCAUCUUCGCAAAAAUAUCCAAGAUGCGGAAUCGUAACAAGCUCAUUUCCACGUAAUCAAUUAGGUACUUGUCAGUGAUCAUUUCAACCUGAUAACUCGAGCCGAACGAACAAACUUUGAAGUGAAAAGUUUGUUGAUCGUUGGGAUCGAUGGAUCGGGUUGAUUACUGCGUGGUCUAUUUUAUGACGUGGCUGCUUCUUCGUGUGUCGAGCGACGUGAGAACUGAUCCGUAAAAUGUGGGAGUAAACACAAUAUUUUUUUGCGCACUUUUCUAUAGUUGUUUCACAAUCAGAUUCGAGUUAUUAUUGCAACAAUAGCUACUAUUUUUGUAAAGUAAAAUAAAGCAGAUUAUCUAACAGACAGUUAUAUAUCUUACAUAUCGUACUUGAAUCUAUAUUACCGUCGCUCAUAAAAUAAUCAUUACACAAGGUAACAUAUUACAUUGUAACUCGAACAGCGUCAGCGUGUAAUAUAUUGCAAACAAAUAUACUCACGGUUGACUCUUUACUUUCCGACGAAAUAUGAGCCGCAGACUGAAAUCUAACGAAGCUAAUUUGCAUUCUAAUCUAUCUGUUCAAAGGUCUCGAAAGACUUAAUUAUAAAGGCAAACGCGUUACUUUUUGAAGACAAUCGCGUGGCGAUUAUUCGAGCUUACCGUAUGAUAGGCCAACUGCUCAAUAGAUCUUCUUAUCCAGCAUUAUUCAGGAGCUUGUUGAAUUGUGAAAGAAUGUAUAAGGAGGGUGCGUGGACAAGUGACGAACGAUGUCCACCUGCGCGCUCAGGCAUGCCAUAUUCAUAUUUAUUUUCUAUGUACGGCGGUAUUAUCGCUGAUAAUUACCGGCGUGCACAACGUGCAUACACGAUAGGACGGCCACGUACCCAGAAAUUUCCCGAUAAGAAGUUCUGGUCAAUAAUUUGUUGGAAGAACUCGCGUUUAUUUUAAACUGUUACUUUUACACCCAACUCGCAAAUGCGAAUCCCAACGUUUCGCGUUGACUAUUUAUUUCACAGGCGUGACUUUUCGACGUUGAAUUUGCCAGCAGAUUAGAUUUACGGUUUUAUCGUCGUACACGAAAUGGCAUUUCAAACUUCGGAAAUGCGCAAUUUAUAUAAAUUAUCGUACAAGUCACGCGUCCUUGCUCGUAACUUCACUUACCUUUCGUACCUUCGGAAAACACGUUAAUUGCGAGUAAUGUGUAAACGGUCUACACGUCGCAGAAAAUUUAAAAAGACUGGAGGGCAUCACGAAACGUGAUGGAUUUUUGGAGUUUAAUUUUAUAUUUCUACGUGGCAUAUGGUUGUAGCAGCCGAGUAAAUGGAAUAAUGCUGUGACUUCUUACUUUAACUAUUAUGAUG